Messenger RNA from Vespa crabro (European hornet), 2694 nucleotides. It is a transcript of the gene Arf79F, whose product is annotated as ADP-ribosylation factor 1. Gene Ontology annotation, molecular function: GTP binding; GTPase activity. The record is from RefSeq and is a predicted model, not a curated record. Gene Ontology annotation, cellular component: plasma membrane; cytoplasm. The transcript is spliced from 6 exons. The coding region runs from base 367 to 915 and encodes 182 amino acids. Gene Ontology annotation, biological process: intracellular protein transport; vesicle-mediated transport. Lineage: Eukaryota; Metazoa; Arthropoda; Insecta; Hymenoptera; Vespidae.
ACGUGGCAUAAGGCAUGAAUCCUUUCCACGUCCGCCAUUUUGACAUACGGUACUUUUCGAGAGUGUUGGUUUUAUGUUUUAUCGUUUCUCGUGAAAAAAUAAUCUUUUUUACUGAAACGCCAAGUUAAAUAAAUAAUGGAAGUUUGAGCGUGGAACCUUUGACGAUUCGCUGGGGAGUAGGUCGAAGGUGACAGACAACCGGGUGUACGCAGUGGCUUCGCAAACCGCACAAUAUCCCCCGCCUUGUUUGCAUUACUACGAUAUUGGCGUAUUAAGUAGCCAAGAAGUUUUGAAAGUGCAUAAAUCUACAACAAAGCACUCUAAAGAUAUAUAAAUAAGGGUAUCUCUACAUAGCUAAUACCAGCCAUGGGGAAUAUGUUUGCAACAUUAUUCAAAGGCCUCUUUGGCAAAAAAGAAAUGAGAAUUUUGAUGGUAGGCCUCGAUGCAGCUGGUAAAACCACAAUUCUGUACAAAUUAAAAUUAGGGGAAAUUGUUACAACGAUUCCCACUAUAGGGUUCAAUGUAGAAACAGUCGAGUAUAAGAACAUAAGUUUUACUGUAUGGGAUGUAGGUGGCCAAGACAAAAUCAGACCUUUGUGGCGACAUUACUUCCAGAAUACACAAGGACUUAUAUUUGUCGUUGAUAGUAAUGAUAGGGAACGUAUUGGUGAAGCACGCGAGGAGUUGAUGAGAAUGUUAGCAGAGGAUGAGCUUAGAGAUGCGGUACUUUUAAUAUUUGCUAAUAAACAAGAUCUGCCAAAUGCGAUGAAUGCUGCAGAAAUAACUGAUAAAUUGGGUUUGCAUUCUUUACGUAAUCGUAAUUGGUACAUACAAGCAACGUGUGCCACGAGUGGAGAUGGACUUUACGAGGGUCUAGAUUGGCUCUCCAAUCAACUUAAAAAUGCCAACCGCUAAUCGGAACGUUAUUUUGUCAACAUUCAGUUGCUAUAUUAACAUCAUACAACAACAACAACAACAACUACAACAACAACAACAACAAAAAAAACAGCUGCACACCCGUCCCCCCCACGAACGAAUAAUACUUUUAAAAAAAAGAGCAGUAACACUUUGUGCGAAGAGCAAGAUCCUUUGGAUCUUGAGUGGAGGGUGAACAGGUUAUCGUAUGUUGUCACUGUGCCAGAGGAAGUUUUCGGGGGGAGGGGAGUGGGGAAAAUAAAAAAUACGGUCGUGAGCACACAAUCGAACGGCCACACAGGACUAUUGCCUUGAGCAACUUAUUAUUAUAAUUAUUAUUACAUUAGCAUUAUAGUUACACUUUUUACACAGAGAUACCACAAGAAAUGUGGACAAAAACUUGAAGUAAUUGUAUUAAAGUACCUAACUCUGAAACAUACAAUACACAAUUAAUUAAUUAAUUAAUUAAUUAAUAAUAAUAAUUUAAAUGAUAUCUUUGACAAACAAACAAACAAACGAAAAAAAAAAAAGAAAGGAAAAAAAUACCAAUUUAAGAACAAGACAAAUGCGAAAAGUACCCACGGUGUUGUCAGUUUGAAUGCGUUGGACAUACUGAUUAUUCAUAAUGUAGCUGCAUAUUGUACAUUACAUUAUAUAAAUACGAUGAUAAAAUGUGAUCAAUAGAUGGUGAGAGAAUGUUGCUCUGUCCAUUACAUUGCAAAAUGUUACAUUGGCCCAUCAGUUUAAAUAGAAACAGAGAGUAAGAUAACUGACGGUGCAAUGACUUUACUGUUUCUAAUUACAACAAAUUUGUUUCUAUUUUUUUAAGUUUUUUUUUCACUGAAUAGACUUUGAAAGGGGGAAAAAAAGAAAUAAAAAUAAUAAUAAUAAUAAUAAUAAUAAUAAUAAUAAUAAUAAUAAUGAAAUAAUAAAAAGGACACGAAAAAAAAGAAAAAUACAGAAAUGGAACUAUAUAAACUGCAUAUGAUUGUUUCGCUCUAAAUUGUUAGUGUAACAGCAGGUGCAGUAAUUGCACCCUCCUCCACCUGCUUUGAAUUAACAUUAAAUAGCGAGCCGAUCAUAUGAAUCAAAUCUCAGUGUAAAGGAGAUAUCAUUUAUUUAUUGCACCUUGAUAAAGGUAAAAUUAGAGAAAAGGAAAAGAAAAGAGAACAAAAAUUUAAAAAAAAAAAAAAAAAAAAAAAAAAAAAAAAAGUAUAAAAAAUAAAAAAUCGUCGACAUUCCGAAAUUAUUGCAGCAGCGACCGCCGCAGCGGGGAAAAAAAGAAAUUCCGGUUGAAUUAUUCAAGGGAAAAUAAAGAAAGAAAGAAAGAAAGAAAGAAAGAAAUUGAAAAGAAAGGGGGAAAAAAAAAAAAGUAAUAAGAUUACUCUUUAGGAAAAGAAACAAAAGGAAAAAAAACGAGUAAAAUCACGAAACUAAACGAAUGACAGACCUCUCACGUAGUCGAUGAGAGAGGAUAGAUAGGCCUCGCAAAUUCUUAAGCCAGAAAAGAUCAUCCUGGCUGAUUGAUUAUUGGCAAAGUCUGCCUUAAAGUAUCAUCAUUUUGAAGCCGUUUCACGAAUCCUUCUUCUCGACGUCCCUGAUAAUAAUUCUUUUUCUUUUUUUUUUUUUUUUUUUCUUCUUCUCUCCUUAAAAUACAUUGUUUUUAUUAACUAAUCCUCCCCCUAAUUGACAGAAUCGCCUUUUCGUCACAUGCGGAAAUUCGUAUAAUUAUGUAUGAAUGUUUAAACAACUUGUGAAAUAUACUGUAAUUGUGCUUUA